CAGAUAAAUUCAGACCAGUUCUCCACCAUGUUUGUCCUUCUACUUCUGCUUCUGCCAGAAGUAAGGGCUGAUGUACCGACACCGUCCAGUCUUCUGAAUCCCAGGAACUUCAAUCAUCAUCCUUUUGAAGCCGUGAAGUUUGUCAAAUCAAGACCUAGCAAAAAUGGCCCAAUUCUCUUCCCGAACGACGCUCCACCACCACCACCAACCCCACUCAUUGUCACAUCGAGACCUCUGAUCGAAUCCAUCGCACGAAGCGAGCUGAACCCCAACAACACCCAAACCGCCCAGUCCCAGUUGAACCACGUGUCGUACGUACCGCAGUACCUGAGACGGGUCAGCAAUUACAAGCCGUAUGCUUACUUGUCUUCUACGCCGGUCUAUCCGUUUGUGUCCACUCCAGCUCCGUUUCCGGAUACCAAGAGAUUCCAAGGAGUGAGGGAUGAUCACUUCUAUACGGAUUAUGAGGAACAGUCGGUUCCACCGCUGUAUAAAGCAGACCCUGUAAAUGAAAAGCAACAGGCUUAUCGGAAACCAGACCGUCCACUUCAGCAACGUUUCAAGACACAGAGUCGCUAUGGUAAACAAGAACAGACACCAGACUACGCGCAUUAUGACGUGAAAGAUCGUGACUCCAGCAAGGACUACCAUCACGGUGACAACUACGCUUUCUCCUACACGGUGAAAGACCGAAAGACAGGGGACGACUUCUCCCAUUCUCAACAGAGUACAGGAUCAGCUACCAACGGCGAGUACAGAGUUCGACUCCCCGACGGCCGCAUGCAGAUCGUCUCGUACACCGCCGACGAAAAUGGCUACAAGGCUGAUGUCAGAUACGAUGGACAUCACGAUAACAGCAUAGACGCACCUGAAACUAGCAGGGAACGGUUCCAGAGCAAACAUCCAAGCGGCGAUACUCGCAUACGCUACAAUGACGCUGACAUACAUAGCCACGAAUUCCCAACAAAUCAAGAAUAUCCAAUCAACGACAGAACUUACACCAAUUACGAAUUGAAACGACCGACAAUCGUCGAGCACAAAGGCCACAACUCCAACCAAGUGUCUGUAAACGAUUUCUCUGAAAACAAUGACUACAUCGACCCCAGUAACGAAGGACCCAAUGAAGCGAAAUCUGGAGGUCUGACAGAGCAUAACAACGAAUACCUAGAACAUUACAUCGAAAGAAAUGCUCUAAGCAACGAGAAAAUAGACAGGGCACACGAUACUGACUAUUUCCACUAUGCCGAAGAAAUACCUUUUUCAAAAGAAAUCAAAGAUUAUUCGUCAGAAUCGAAUGUGGGCUACCAACCGCACAAGAGCAAGUUUUCUGUAUAUGACGACGAUAAAAGCUCUAAAUCUUCAGUUAAGCCAUCUUAUGAAGAACUUAAACGGCUUUUUGUUACAAAUUAUAGACGCAGAGUUCCCGAUUUAACGUCUUUCGUGUCGACUUUGAAGCCGAAUUAUGAGACGACGACGGAAAAAGUUGUUGUAAUUAGUCCGAAAAAGUCUAAUUUGUAUACUAAUAUUAGGGAUAUAGUGUCCGUCACCCCGGCCCCCUUGCCCUAUUCGACUCCUAGUUCAUACUUAGUUUCUACUAUCGCGAAUUUAAAAAGCAAAGUCAAUUUAAUAAGUAGGCCCACACUGUCGAAUCAAUUCAUCGAAAAAAUUAAUAAAUACUUGACUUAUAAAUAGAUGUAUACUUAGUCUAAAAUUGUAAAUAAAUUAUUUUUGUAAAUUAAAUUUAAGUCAUUAUGA
Molecule: messenger RNA, 1755 nt
Organism: Trichoplusia ni (cabbage looper)
Lineage: Eukaryota; Metazoa; Arthropoda; Insecta; Lepidoptera; Noctuidae
Gene: CPR132
Exons: 6
Coding region: 28-1692 (554 amino acids)
Cellular component (GO): extracellular matrix
Source: RefSeq, a predicted model, not a curated record